This is a messenger RNA of Cajanus cajan (pigeon pea), 2127 nucleotides long. Its product is annotated as auxin response factor 17. Lineage: Eukaryota; Viridiplantae; Streptophyta; Magnoliopsida; Fabales; Fabaceae. Gene Ontology annotation, molecular function: DNA binding. Gene Ontology annotation, cellular component: nucleus. The record is from RefSeq and is a predicted model, not a curated record. Gene Ontology annotation, biological process: response to hormone; regulation of DNA-templated transcription.
CGGACACAACAACCGCUUGGAGAGAAAAGCGGUCACAGCUACAACAAAACCCGCAUUGGCACUGCCACUCUCAUUCCCAUUCCCAUUCCCAUGUCUAAAAAUAUAAACCCUAGUCGAACCUCUCCUUCUCUCUAGUCCAAUCCAAUUCUCGCGUCGUCGCCAUGCCUCUGCCGCAGCCCCGCCGCGUGGACCCGAAAAUCUGGCGCGCAUGUGCCGGCGCCGCCGUGAGAAUCCCCAAGCUGCAUUCUAGGGUUUACUACUUCCCGCAGGGCCACAUGGAGCACGCGUCUCCCUCACAUUCUCCCUCCCUCGAACCACUCCUGCGAUCCCUCCCCUUCGUUCCCUGCCACGUGUCCUCCAUCGAUUUGCUCGCCGAUCCCUACUCCGACGAGGUCUUCGCCAAACUCACUCUCACUCCCUUCCCUUUCCACCACAACAACGCAAACGACCACCAAAACGACCACCAGAGCGACGUCGUUUCAUUCUCCAAAAUCCUCACUCCCUCCGACGCCAACAACGGCGGCGGAUUCUCCGUUCCGCGAUACUGUGCCGACUCCAUCUUCCCUCCCCUCGAUUUCCGCGCCGACCCUCCCUACCAGUACCUCUCCAUCACCGACGUCCACGGCGUCGCGUGGCGGUUCCGCCACAUCUACCGCGGGACGCCGCGCCGGCACCUCUUCACCACCGGCUGGAGCAAGUUCGUCAACCACAAGAAGCUCGUCGCCGGCGACUCCGUCGUGUUCAUGCGGGACUCCGAGGGAAGGGUCUCCGUCGGGAUCCGCCGCGCGGCGCGGUUUGCGAUGAAGAGCGAGGCCGUCGAGGUGGAGGCGGCGGAAGGGGCGGGGUUUUCGCGGAGCACGACGGGGAGAGUGUCGCCCAAGGCGGUGGCUGCGGCGGCGGAGGCGGCGGCGCGGAACGAGCCGUUUGAGGUGGUGUAUUAUCCGAGGGCGGGUUUUGCUGAUUUUGUGGUGAGUGCUGAGGUUGUGGAUGAAGCGAUGAAGUACGCGUGGGUUGGUGGAACGAGAGUGAAGAUAGGAAUAGAGACCGAGGAUUCUUCCAGAAUGACGUGGUUUCAGGGGAUGGUUGCUUCUGCAUGUGCCACUGAUAAUGGACCUUGGCGCAUGCUUCAGGUUAUCUGGGAUGAACCUGAAGUCUUGCAAAAUGCAAAGCGGGUCAGUCCUUGGCAGGUUGAACUUGCUUCCCCCACACUUGCACUUCAUACAGUAUUUCCCCCUACAAAAAGGUUUAGAGCUGACCAGGGUUCUGGGCUGCUGGGUGAAAGAGAGGGAGACCCCUUUCCUAUGUCAGGGUUGUUCCCUAACUCAACAAUGGGACACCUGAAUAAAAAAAUGUUUUGUUAUGAUACUUUUCCUGCUGGCAUGCAGGGAGCCAGGCAUGAUCUAUUUUCUGCAACGAAUUUUUCCAACUUUUUAAAUGAUAACUCUUAUCUGUAUUUGGGUAGUAGUUCCUUGGUGAACAAUACGGUGCAAAGGUUGGAAACUGUGUCAACAGAGCUAAACAUUGGCAGUUCUCAAUCAGAUGACCUUUCACCACAUAGCCAGAGUAGUUUACAUUCCUCUUGCACAGAGUUUACUGGGACCCACAACAGCAACACUAAAGUUGGUUCUGGUUCAAUUCUGCUAUUUGGUAAGAUCAUACAUCCUGUUGAAUAUGAUUUGCAUGAUGCUGAUUGCGUGGAAGAAGGUGAUCGCAGCAAAGAAACUGAAGGCAGUGACAACCUUCUAGAAUAACAUUGACAUCUAAUGUCAACCCGCCUCACCAGUUGAGGCAGGCAAUUUGUGGGAGGUGUUACGAAGCAGAUAAGUACUUGUACAGGUUUAUGAUGGAGUGGUGGCUCUGACUUCUGACUAAAUUCUAGGCAAUCAAGGACGCAGGUAAACGGGAAGUUUUUUUACUCUUUUGGCUUUGUAGUGGUAAAGUAUUUGUUUCCGUAUUAUCUUUUGUUGGUCUUACUACAACUCAUGAUGAAACUAAACUAUAUGGUAUUCGAUCUAUUGUAUGAUAUUAAUAUCUGACAUAUUGCGUAUAUGAUCUUUUCCCCCCCUCGAAAAUGGGACAAUAGGAUUGAUGAUUCCUUGAUUGAAGUUUGGUUCAAAUGUCUGUAGU